Molecule: messenger RNA, 303 nt
Organism: Caenorhabditis briggsae
Lineage: Eukaryota; Metazoa; Nematoda; Chromadorea; Rhabditida; Rhabditidae
Exons: 3
Coding region: 1-303 (100 amino acids)
Source: RefSeq, a predicted model, not a curated record
AUGUACGAGCACUGGUCAGACGGAAUAUCGAUCGGAUUUGAUUUCAUUGUGGGACCAAUAUCGUUUGUAGCUAACCUCAUUCUGAUUUACGUUAUUCUCAAAUACACUCCAGAAUCGAUAAAAACUUAUGCAUCAAUUAUUUUUGCACUCACUAUAUCCGAUUGUUUGAGUUUUUGUGGCACCAUGAUGUCUUCGGCAAGAUUACUGCCCCGUGGCAGUCAGCUGUUUUUCGUUUUCAGAGGAUUAUGUAAAUGCUGUUUCCAAGAUGACCUCGAGUUUCGAUCUAAAUCCUCUAAGGAAUGA